AUGGCGGAAGCAAGCUCGGAUUGGGCUGAUCGGCUUGUCUCCGAUCAGGCGUUGUCGUCAGACGAGGAGGACUUUGUGUCAAGUCAAAGCACGGCGUCGGCAGACCGUGAAUCUCGCACUCAAGAACGUCUGUCCUCCGCACUCGGAAGGCUCCAUUUUGACACCCCGCAACUCGACAAUCCGAGUUGUGAUCAUAGCGCGACUCGGACCUUCACACCUGACGCCGGCGCUCCGGUCCUCGAUUCCUCGAUGGCAAAGCCCGAGAGAAAGAAAUUGGAGUUGCUUGAUUUGCCUUUGGAUGUGCUAAAGGACAUCGUCAAAGAGGUGACACACACAAAUGACCUCACCUCGCUUGCACUGACAUGCUCCGCCCUCCAUAACCUCACUAUCCCCCACAUGUACUCUCGCUUUGAUAUUGUCUGGCCUGAGUCGCUGAACCCAUCGACGGAGGAAUAUUCCGGAGUAGAUGCGUUAUCUUAUGGAUUAUCCACGCUGGUGAUGGGGGAGGAUGUAUUCCAUCAAAUGCCGAUGCCGAGAUAUGGCCAGUCCGCACACUCCUGUGCGCAUUGUGGCUGUGGCGAUCAUGCUCACCGGCCUGCUGGUGACGAGGCGCAGGCUGUUAUCCCCGGGUUUCACUCCCGACGAGGAAAUUACUAUGCGCAAUACACCCGUACGUUCUCGAUUGGCAAUGGUCCGCUGAGCUGGGUCCAGGAAUAUUCCGUGAACAGGGAGGUGGGAAAGAUGUUGGGGACACUGGUGGCCCUAGCCGUCGCGCGGAUGGUCAAUCUGGAGGCAUUUAUGUGGGACAUGCCAACGGGGGUAGUCCGUGAGAUCUGGCUUGCGCUUGCUUCCCUAGCAAACCGACCAGGUCACGAAUGUCGACUGGAACGAGUCUGGGUGCGGUGGCAUGAUAACUCGGAGCAUUCAAUGCGCCCCAGUACCGCGCUAUUGACAUCGUUGCUGACUACCAUGAAGAACACUCAUAUUGAACACCCUUCGCUAUCAGUAUUGCCACCGCUAAAGAGCGUGACGGUCCUUGACAUAGACGAAUCCGCUUAUGUCGAUGAGCUUGCUACUCUCAUCGAACGGUCUCGUAAUCGCUUGGCUGAACUGCGGAUUGGGAUUUCUUUAAAGGCUAGCAUGUUACUGUGGGUCCGCUGUGCCAAGGAGACCGAUAGUUCAUUUACCCCUACCAAGCCGUGGCCCAAGGUUGGUGGAGUACUCAGCAUCCUCUCCAAGCGUGAUGAAUCGGAGCAUGAGGACGCCUCGACAAGUUCCUCCGCUGAAGAGUCGGUGCCCUCGGAACCUUCUACCUGUCCAUCAACAACGGAAAAGCCUAAAGAAGGAGAGUCCGAGGUUCCCCAAGAGACGAACCCCUCACAGGGUGAAGAACAGCAAUCUUCUGUACCAACUACUGAAAGUGGACCUCUAUCAUCCGCAUGUGUUCCCAAGUCAACUUCCAAGACCCGUGUGCCUUACUAUGGCUCUCAGCUGAACACUGAUAAACUCAAUCUCGAGGUCCUUGAGUUAGAGAGAGUCCCACUACAUGUCCCAACUCUUCUGCCAACCAUCGAGUGGACACGUCUGACUACUCUAACGUUGAUGGCAUGCACGGAACAUGAGAAUCUCUGGAGAGCCUUGCGCCGAAAAUAUGCACCUCCACCCGUACCGGCAAACAAGCAAAAAUGCGAUCGUCGCUCUAGUCAUGAAGUCACGGAAUACUCACUUAACCUCAAGCACUUGCGGACAGAUAACGUGUCUGCCUAUUUGAUGCUGUUUAUCAAGGAGGCCAUUGCUCCAAAUACCCUAGAGAGCGUGUACCUGCAUGAAGCGCCGGGUUAUGAUUCAACCGUCCCGAUAGAUGCCAUCUACAAACACAUACUCCGCCGGCACCGACUGAGCCUGCGAAAGGUGCUCAUCGACGCAUCCGAGCGAUUAGGCACGGGCUCCGACAUCAUGACAAAUCGCUGGCACAAGUGGGUGCUCAAUCAAGAUAUGAUCUCGUUCGUCACGAGUGGCCGUAUGCCGCAACUCCGGGAACUGGGAAUGGCAAUGGAUCAUCGGAACUGGCAUCAUUUCCUACAGCGACUCCCUAAUAUGUCACGACUCUAUGCUCUCUAUCUAACGCACAUCGGCAACGCGGUCCAUCAGAACCUGAAAGAACUUGCCCUCCAAGUCCUGGACAUCGUCAGCAUACGCCCUGACCUGAAAAUCACCUACAUCGGCCUACAAGCCAGAUGCUACCAGAUCCUCGAAGGAGGCCGUGACGGAAGCGAGCCGUACUUUGACGAAGCCCAUGGAAUUGAUCACCCUUCAGAUCUCGACGAUGACGUAGAGGACGACUCUAUGAGUCCAACUGGUGACGAGCAUGAUUCAAGCAUGCCAGACGAUUCUGACCGUCUAUCUAGCGAUCUCUCUGACGGGUACGACACCGAGCAGGAGGACGAUGGUGUAUCACGGGUGCGGUUCCGGCUGCAGGAGAUCCUCUUUUACGACGACAAGAUAUCCGUUUUCAAGGCUCGCCAUGGGGUGAUUUAA
Molecule: messenger RNA, 2538 nt
Organism: Penicillium cataractarum
Lineage: Eukaryota; Fungi; Ascomycota; Eurotiomycetes; Eurotiales; Aspergillaceae
Exons: 2
Coding region: 1-2538 (845 amino acids)
Source: RefSeq, a predicted model, not a curated record